Harpegnathos saltator (Jerdon's jumping ant) is the source of this 2685-nucleotide messenger RNA. RefSeq names its product tetratricopeptide repeat protein 27. Gene Ontology annotation, molecular function: protein binding. Bases 131 to 2506 code for a protein of 791 amino acids. The record is from RefSeq and is a predicted model, not a curated record. The transcript is spliced from 9 exons. Lineage: Eukaryota; Metazoa; Arthropoda; Insecta; Hymenoptera; Formicidae.
CGGUGGUAUAAUUAUGCGCGAGCAUGUGCUGGAGAUGAAAUUGAAAACCGUUACAUUUGUCGAUUCCAGUAAUUUCAAAUAAAGGUAAAAUUAAUAUAUUUUUCAACGUGUAUAUUAACUGUGAUACGCCAUGGAUGCAAAUGAAGGCAAGAUAAAUGAAACUAUAGAAAUUCAACUUUUAAUUAAUUUUUCUAAAACUGAAGGUCCUAAUCUGCUGUAUGAUGUAUGCAGUAUAUUAUGUGGUAAAUAUGAAGAUGUAAUAAGUAAUGAGCUUUCUACAUUUAUAAUCAAAGAAAUAAGUAAUCAUGAUAACUUGGAGGAAAUUGUAUAUAAGAGUAUAAGUGGAACCGAUAUGCAACAAUCAUGGUUGUGUAUAGGAAUAGCUUCUUUGUUAUAUUUUGCACAAUAUAAUUGGACUGGUCCAUAUAUUGAGGAUAAGGAUAUCAAUUGGUUAAAAAGUGAAAGACAUAAAGCACUCAAGACUUUAUCGUUACAUGAUGAAUGCAAUAUAAAUAUCCAAAAACCAGAGUUACUUUAUCUGUCCAAAAUAAUAUUCUCUAACACAGACUUACAACUUAAGUAUAAAAGCUGCAUUUGGUGGUUAUUUAGAACCAAUUUGUUACAUCAAUAUAUAUUAGAUGAAAAUUCAGGGAUAAUAUUUGAAGAAACUGAGAAUCUAAUAUUGAGAAUCAAUUCUCUCAAUAUAUUAGAAAACCCUUUCUGCAAGCUUUUAUUCAAUUUGGAGGCUGCUAGAUUUUACUUAUGCUUCCGAAGAACACAAGAUUCUGAAAAAUAUCUUGAUCAUGCACAGAACAUAGCAGGCUUAACAUUGAAUCUACAAGGUGCAAUGGGAAAACGUACAAAGUACCAACUGGAAGAAAAGUCACAACUGUACUUGCAAGCAGUAAUAAGCAAAGAUAUUUUUCCAAUGAUAGAUUGUGAAAAUAUACCAUUAUCUGUAACUUUAGAUGAUGAGUUGAGAUUAGAACGUAUUGAGUUCUCAGAGCAUACAGAAGAAACCCAUUUAGGUGCAGUGGAAGAAGCUGUAAUUUUAACAGAAUAUGCUCGGUUACAGAUGUGUCAGCCUAAACACAAACUUACUCAAGAAGAAAUCAGUCCCUAUCUGACGAAAGUUAUAGAGAACACAAAAAAUUGGUCAUUAAAGAUGACUUCUUUGUACUAUCGUUGCUCAUUAGAGCGUGAUCACUUUAGAACUGCACCAAGAUGUCUGAAGCAAGGACAAUCUUUAGAGCAGGAAUAUAAUGAUGGAAAAGCACCUGUAGCCAGAAGAAUGGAUCUAUUUUUUGCAAGUGGUAUGAAACCUAUUUGGAUAUUAAGAGAGGAAGUAGCUUACCAAAUGCUUCAUCUUGACAUGAUAAAAGCUGCUCUGGAAGCCUAUACAAAACUUGGUUUAUGGGAAGAAGUGAUUACCUGUUACUGCAGAUUAAAUUUGAAUCAUAAAGCAGCUGAGAUUAUUCAAAAACAAUUAUGUGAAAAACCAACGGUGAAAUUAUGGUGUCUACUAGGAGAUAUAACUGGCGACAUGAGUCAUUAUGAAACAGCAUGGAAAUUAUCUGGCGAGAAAAGCGGUAGAGCACAAAGACAAUGGGGUUAUUAUUAUUUCACAAGGAAAAAUUACACUGAGGCUGUCCCACAUUUGAAGUUAUCAGUUGAAUUGAAUAAUAUUCAAGAAGGUGCAUGGUUUAGACUGGGCUAUGCUGCAUUACAGAUAGAAAAUUGGAAUUUGGCUGCUACAGCAUACAGACGUUAUUGUGCCUUAGAACCAUCUAGUUUCGAGGCAUGGAACAAUCUAGCAAAAGCAUACAUAAGAAUGGGAAAUAUAGCAAGAGCACGAAAAUCUCUAGAGGAUGCUCUGAAAUGUGAUUAUGAUCGUUGGGAAGUGUGGGAUAAUUUCAUGGUCGUUAAUACUGAUUUAGGACAUUUUUCAGAAGUUAUUCGAUGUUAUCAUCGUAUUUUAGAUUUAAAAGGCACUCACUUGGAUGUCCAAGUUCUCCGAAUAUUAACAGCUGCUAUAGUCAACGAUAUUAAUGAUGCAAAUGGAAAUCCGGCAUCCCGUUUGCUUCAAAAAGGUUUAGAGUUAUUUGGAAGACUUAGUUUUAAAGUGGAUAACCCACAUGUUUGGAGAACGUAUGCUGAACUCGUUGCAUUGAAAAAGACAGAUGUUGAUAAUGAAAAAGCAACUCAUUACUUGCAACAAGCGUACCGCGUUGCCACUUUUGACCCACACUGGUCUGAUAACGAAGAUCAAACUUUGUACAUAUUAGAGUUAUGUUGUGAUAUGACACAAGCAUAUUUACGUUGCACCGCCAACGCGGUCAAUAAGAAGAGAAAAAUGUUAGGAAGUGCAAAAUUAUCUCUCCAAAAAGUUGUGAAAGAAGUCAAAAACCAGGAAUGGACUCAUUCAAAUAUCCUUGAAUCACUGACCAAAGUUGAAGAGUAUUUAACAACUGUAAUCAAUGAAUUAGACGAAAUAAAAACAAUGUAAUUGGAAAAACAGAUAACGACAAGAUAAAAACGAGGACAAAAUUGUCGCUUGCAAGUACAUUUUUUGGGAGUUAUAAAACUUUCAAAAAUAACUAUCACUCUCGCUGUUCUCGACGGACUCUUUCUUGGCGGCUAUCAGAUUUUCCCAUUGUGCAAUAAGUGUGCUACGACGUCGUGGAU